GGGAAGCAUGAAAAACGUUAUGUUUCAAUAAUCAUAACUCUAUACGGGAAAGCGCUUAUCACGUUUUUUAUGAGUCAUGAGGUGCGGAAUUGUUUCUGUUUAUAGAGGUUGUAAAUAGAUAAGGGAAAGGAAGCGCUGCGUGCUCGCAAGAUGUGAUAGUGGAUUUCUCAACACUGGAUUAGUUUUCUCAAGGUUUCCCCGCGCAUUCGACCUCUCAUUCGUCGAUUUGUAAAAGUUAAUAAAGUUCGACCUGUCAUCUGCCGAAAUGGAGAGUCAUUUUAUUUUUUAGACACAGACUUUCAAUUCGUCUUUGCAAUGGCAGCGAUGUAACGGCGCAACUAGAAUGAGAAGAUUGUGGCUUCAGCGCAUACUGACAAAGGUCAUUGCUUUCUUUAUAAUCUUGAUACUCCUUGUGUAUGUUUCAACAAUUGUAUUUUCAAACGAAGGUCACCUAAAUACCUUGGGAUCCACAGGAAUAUUUGAGAGACAGCGACUGACUGUCGAAUAUGGCAUUAAUUGUUCUACAGUGUAUGACAUGGAACCCUUGGAAGUCGGAAAAUGUUUAGUUGUCCGUAAAAACAAAAAAUAUGUGGAGCCACCUGACAAAAACAUUGUGAACGCCACCUCUGACUGCGUUAGGUUUGCUGUAUCACAGGGUUUUAAGGAGUUACAAGUCUCUGAGUUUGAGCGUGGGUUUCCUCUUGCUUACUCUUUGGUUGUUCACAAGAACGCUGAUCUAGUGGAGAGAUUAUUAAGGGCCAUUUAUAUGCCACAUAAUGUUUAUUGCAUACAUUAUGACCAGAAAUCUUCAGAUGACUUUAAAUCAGCGAUGCAAGGACUGGCCCGCUGCCUCCCUAACGUCUUCAUCGCCUCAAAACUGGAGAGGGUGCAGUAUGCAGGCAUCUCACGCCUCAAAGCGGAUCUCAAUUGUCUGUCUGAUCUCCUGGAGUCUGAGGUCAAGUGGAAGUAUGUCAUCAACCUGUGUGGUCAGGACUUUCCUCUGCGGACGAACGCUGAGCUGGUGUCAGAUCUUCAGAUGCUCAAAGGAAUGAACAUGGUGGAGAGCAAGAGACCUGGAGGAAAGAGUCAGCGCUGGAGUUUUCACCAUGCUCUGAAAAAUGACAAAGCCGAAUACCACGAGUCUCCUGUCAGCACUUCUGAGGAUAAACCUCCACCACCUCAUAACAUCGAAAUGUUUGUGGGCAGUGCAUACUUUACACUCUCACGGGAAUUUGCACUUUUUGUUCAGUGGAGUUCUCUCGCCAAAGAUUUCUUGGUUUGGUCUGAGGACACAUACUCACCUGAUGAACAUUUUUGGGCAACUCUGGUCCGUGUGCCGGGAGUACCAGGAGAGGUGCCGAGAUCUGACCCCGACAUCACAGAACUGCAUAGUAAAACUCGCCUGGUGAAGUGGUCGUAUUUAGAAGAGAAUCUUUACCCACCAUGCACUGGUGAACACAUACGGUCUGUGUGUAUUUUUGGUGUUGGUGAGCUCAGAUGGCUCCUAAACUAUGGUCACUGGUUUGCUAAUAAAGUUGACCCUAACGUAGAUCCUAUUCUUAUUGAAUGUUUAGAGGUGAAGCUUUUAGAAAAAUUGUUGAUGUCAAAAAAUAAAUAAAAAUACUUAAUUUUUUACCCUAA
Triplophysa dalaica is the source of this 1641-nucleotide messenger RNA. It is a transcript of the gene gcnt4b.2, whose product is annotated as glucosaminyl (N-acetyl) transferase 4b, tandem duplicate 2. Gene Ontology annotation, cellular component: membrane. Gene Ontology annotation, molecular function: acetylglucosaminyltransferase activity. The record is from RefSeq and is a predicted model, not a curated record. The transcript is spliced from 2 exons. NCBI's taxonomy places the organism in Eukaryota, Metazoa, Chordata, Actinopteri, Cypriniformes, Nemacheilidae. Bases 344 to 1618 code for a protein of 424 amino acids.